AUGUUAAGUAAUGCUCGUAAAUAUAUUCCACCAUGUCAAAGUCGAUUUUGUCAUCAACCUAUAAAGGAAAUUGCAAAUACAGAAUAUGAAACAGUAUUAAGUUCAGUACAACAAUGUCUUAAACGUAAUGAAAUGUCAAUUACUGAUCAACGUGCAAAGCAAUCAUUUGCAGAUUUAGAACGAAUCAUGCAUGAUUUAUAUUGCAAACGAUUACCACGUAAAUUAUAUCGACGUGCUCGACGUGAAUAUAAACAAGUCAAACGUCUCCAAAAAAUAUUACAUCGUCGUUCAGAUAUGAUGAUAUGCCGAAUUGAUAAAGGUGAAGGUUUCUAUAUUGGUGAUAAAUCUAUUAUGCAACACAAAACUCUCGAAUAUAUGAAUAAAACUGAAGCUUAUCAAGAACUUACUAGUGAUUAUUGUCCUUUGACUGAUAUAUUACAUGCAACAACAAGUGUUCUCGAUUAUCUCAUUAAGAAAAAAGUUAUUACAACAGCUCAACGUGAUAAACUUUUACCGAAUUUAGAAAAACUUGAACUACCUUAUCUGUAUCCAUUACCAAAAAUACAUAAGCUUGGAAUUCCCAUCAGACCCAUCGUUUCUGCACUAUAUGCACCAGUAAAUUUAAUUUCAAAAUUUUUGUAUAAACUUUUAUCACCGAUCUACCUACAAGUGGCCCAUGAAACAACAGUGAUAAAUAGUAUUGAUUGGGUUCGUAAAUUAGAAAAAUAUACAGCCGAUGGAUAUCUUAAAUCAACAACAAACUUUAUUACAGCAGAUGUUGAAAAUCUUUAUACGAUGAUACCAAGAGAAGGUGGCCUUCAUGCAUUAUUACGAUUUUUAGAAAAAUAUUCAAACCAUAGCAAGAUAGGACCAUUUAGUAUAGAUAUGAUAAUGAAAAUGGCUCGUCUCAUUUUGGACACUAACUAUUUUGCAUAUAUCAAUAAAUAUUAUAAACAAACUCGUGGUGGAGCUAUGGGCUCUGCCUUUACUCAAGUAUAUGCCAAUAUAUAUAUGUUACAAUGGGAACAAAACUUAAUUGAAUAUCAAGCAUCAAAGAAUGAAAUUUAUGGAAGAUAUAUUGACGAUAUUUUUAUGACUACCAAUGAAUCAUAUGACGUAAUCACAGCCGUACUUCAACAAGCACAAAAACAAGAUGUUAAUAUUAAAAUAAAUCCAACUAUGAGUAAUUCUGUUAAUUUUCUCGAUAUUACUAUUACCAAUAUAAACGGAAAGCUAAGAACAUCGAUCUAUCACAAGCCUACAGCUGAUCCUUAUUACUUACCAUAUCAAUCAGACCAUCCACAUACUAUUCAUCGCAAUAUACCAUACACUACCUUAGUACGUGCAGCACGUCUUUGUUCAAAUCUUCACGAUUUUCAUCGGGAACGUUUACGAAUUCACGUAUCCCUAUUAUUAAAUAGCUAUCGACCCCAUUUUAUCUCAAAUCACUUUCAACGAUUCUUUCAAGUACAUAAAGCCGAUAUUCUAUAUAAAUACUUCGACGAAAACACCUAUUCUCAAUUACAUCGACAAUUACUAUAUCAAACUUCAAAGCGUGAACUAGAAGAACAAGCUAUGAAAAAAGAUCCUGUUCUAUUUCCACCAGUAUUACAACAGCGACCAUGGAAUCAAAGGCUAAUGUAUAUUAGACAUCGAUAUGAAACUGGAUAUAUUUCGAAGUUUUCCAAAAUAUUUCGCGGAUGGUGGAAAAAACAUUAUCAAUCGCCAGGAUCAGAAGCCAAUCGCAUACAACUUCGACUCAUGCCUCUCACAAAUCGAUCAUUACAAAAUUACCUCAUACGCAAAAAGCCAAGAAAAAGUAUUCUCACCAAACUGGACAUUAAGACAGAACAUGCCAUAUGAAACAUAUAUUUCUCGACAAAAUCAUUGUACAUUGUGUAAAGCGUGUUACUGAUGAAAACUUUCAUACAAAAUAAAAAAAACAUAGCCAAAAAAAACAGUUUAAUCACAAAAAUCACCACAUUAAAAUAAACCUUAUCCUAUUUUAGAUAAAACAUGUACACUAUAUCAACAAAAAUCUACUAUGUUACAAUGAACAACUUAUACGAAAACAUCACCAACUCCAAAACACAUAAAGAAGGUCAGUUUUCUACUUAAAACUCAAAACUUUACCGCAAUAAUCCAAUAUCCCAUACCUUUACAGCAAUAUAUGACUUCCUCUAGCCACAUACAUCUAUACAGAUAUGAAGACUCCCCGCAGCAAAGAAAAUCAGUGAACACUGAAAAUCCAUGACGCCUAAAUAUCAUAUCCACAUUACAGUGUGAUGCUCUGAAUUUCGAGUCUUGAGUUCUUUAUUAUUAUAUGA
Messenger RNA from Rotaria sp. Silwood1, 2327 nucleotides. The record is from the annotation of a GenBank genome assembly. Lineage: Eukaryota; Metazoa; Rotifera; Eurotatoria; Philodinida; Philodinidae.